AUGGAAAGUUCGAUUUCGAACACGAAUACCAAUCUGACUUCGGUGACCAGCGCCACGAGCUUGGGUUUCGAGGACCCGCCGUUCUUCGAUGAUGUCAAGCCUCUUCAGGCAGCGUUCGAAGCGAGUGACAGUCAGAGGGUCAGUAGGAAGUUCAAAGGCAGGGAUAGCAUCUCGAGCAACAGCCUCAAGGAUCAGAUUCUCGAAGAGGCUCCCGAGGUAGAAAUCUCGGUCGUGACGAAACCGCCGCUCUUCGCACCCCAGCCGUCUCGGCCUGGUUUCUUGAAGCGUGCCAGCUCGUACGCGAACGAUCGGGACAAGAACACCUUGUUCGCAGAGACACCUGGUCUGGGACCCGUUGUCGGAAGUGGAUGGCCUACAGCGUUCGGAAUCGAUUUCUCAGCCGCCCGGGAUAGCUUGGGUGGAGCGUCUAGCUCGCGUACGGACCGGCCCAGUAUGCCUGAUACACCUGUCAAGAAAGGAUCUUUCGAUGGCACGGCCGCUGGCAAGAGCAUGGGUCGGGUCAGCCACUCGGUCUCUCAGCCGAUCCUUAACACGCAGCCCCUCUUCUCAGCGGCCAAAGCUCCACCUGUUCCCAGUCAAGUCGUGGUUCCGCCUCUGCCUAAACUAGUAUUCAACGGGGGUCCACCUGGAUAUAACGUACCCCCAUCCCCCAUGGUUCACGCCGGUACGCGGCCUCCACUCGUCACCAUCACGACGGGAUCAUCCCCUAUGUCUGUCGAUAGCCCUGGCGUCGAAGAGGCUUCGCCCACGGUCAGACAGGAUUCCGCCACAAAGAGCCAGCUGGCACCGGGGGCACCUGCCAGCGUACGCAUGGGUCUCCUCCGACGACUGAGCAGCAGUGCCGCCAGCGCCAGCAGCGAGAUGAGCGAGGACGAGAAUACACCAACAAAGAUCAAGGGUGGGGAACCCGACAUGUUGGCCGCUCAGCGACCGAGUCUGCUGCGAUCGACGACCCCGACACCAGCUCCCAAACAUGGUUCACAUGAUACCUCUCUGCUUGCUCCAGAAGCGGCUCCCAGUCAGAAAUCGGCCUUGAAAGCGCCCUCUCUUCAACAUAUGCACACAGCGCCCACUCCUGCCAGGCAGUCUCUUCCCCAUUUCAAGCCGGUCAAGCGUAUCAACCAUAGGCAGUCGGCACCCGCACCUAUCCUCGAUCAGGAUGAGGACUUGUUUGACAAGAGGUUCAUCGCGCUCGAACCGCUUGGCAAGGGCGCUUUCAGCCAGGUCAUCAAGGCAAAGAGCCGAGAAACCGAUAAGGUGUAUGCCAUCAAGAAGGCUCGAGGUGUCUUCGAAGGCGUCAAAGAUCGGUUGCGUCAUCUGGAGGAGGUCGAUAUACUGCGUCAUCUGAGUCGAACGCAACACCGGCAUGUCAUAGCUUUUGUCGAUGCUUGGGAGCAGAACCGACAACUAUUCAUUCAGACUGAACUAUACUUGGGAACGCUGGCAUUCUUCCUCGAGGAAUACGGCAGGGUUGUAGAGAGACUCGACGAGGCUCGGGCAUGGAAGAUAUGCCGAGAGAUGGCCGACGGUCUGGCCUACAUACAUUCGCAAGGGGUGAUACAUUUCGACCUGAAGCCAGACAAUGUCCUGAUCGACGAGACGGGCUGCCUCAAGAUAGGAGACUUUGGCAUGGCAACUAGGUGGCCUCGGAUCUCGGCGGAAGAGAUCCUGGUUGGCUCCGGGCUUGGCGGGGAAGUCGGCAACGCUAGCGGAAUCUCGCGCUUGAGCGACCGCGAAGGAGAUCGCGUUUAUAUGGCACCUGAAAUGCUGCAGGGCGACUUUACAGCCGCUAACGAUGUCUUUAGCUUCGGUCUGGUCGUCCUCGAAGCCGCCACCAAUAUUUGUGUUCCAGACGGUGGCUCUGCCUGGCACGCCAUCCGCGAGAACGACUUUUCCAUCAUCGACUUUACUUUCUUAUCGCCUGCCUUGGUUGACCUGAUCACCCAGUGCAUGCGUGCCGACCCUCUCGAACGACCUACUAUGGCGAAUCUCAUAACACAUCCUAUUUUGGAAAGAGCCAGGAGACUGGGCAAGGAUGCUCUCGCCCCAGAGGACGAAAUGUUUUUGCCUCGAGUCUUGGCCGAUGCGUCUCCCGCGACCGCUAUGGCAACCGACGUGGACGUGGAGAUGACGGACUAGUCAAGAAUCAUCGCCAACUCUGACGUGCCGUUCUGGUUACGCUGCUACUCUUGUGAACGACAAUCUCCGUGACGAACGCUUUAUAACGACACUACCACAUUUCGUUUCGCUUCCAACUUUUUGUUCGGAACC
Messenger RNA from Filobasidium floriforme, 2292 nucleotides. RefSeq names its product kinase-like domain-containing protein. Lineage: Eukaryota; Fungi; Basidiomycota; Tremellomycetes; Filobasidiales; Filobasidiaceae. Gene Ontology annotation, biological process: protein phosphorylation. Gene Ontology annotation, molecular function: ATP binding; protein kinase activity. The transcript has 7 exons. Bases 1 to 2160 code for a protein of 719 amino acids. The record is from RefSeq and is a predicted model, not a curated record.